Messenger RNA from Penicillium canariense, 261 nucleotides. RefSeq lists its product as uncharacterized. The transcript is spliced from 2 exons. Bases 1 to 261 code for a protein of 86 amino acids. Lineage: Eukaryota; Fungi; Ascomycota; Eurotiomycetes; Eurotiales; Aspergillaceae. The record is from RefSeq and is a predicted model, not a curated record.
AUGAACUUCCUGCUCCUGCUCUUCCUGGUUUUCUUUGCGCCGCUGCUGCUUUUCGCUGUAUGGCUGGCAGCUUCAUCCUGCCUAGGGAACCGCCUUCGUACCCGAGGAAAUGGAUUCGCGGUGCGCUCAGGUCUUGAUGCAUACGGGCAGAGUUAUCUUCGAACCAUGGCCAACUCUGGCCCCGCCAUGUCUGAGCAGAUCGAACUCGAUGACAUGCUAGCGGAACCAGGAACUCAGCCUCACUUUGACGAAGAAGAUUGA